Molecule: messenger RNA, 258 nt
Organism: Protopolystoma xenopodis
Lineage: Eukaryota; Metazoa; Platyhelminthes; Monogenea; Polystomatidea; Polystomatidae
Source: the annotation of a GenBank genome assembly
AUGCAGGGGUCCAACAUCGACGCUACGACGCAGACGCUGAUUUCGAUGCAAAUGCGGGGUGAGAAGACGAGUCCGAUAAGGCAAGCUGACCCGUUUGAGGCUGACACUGCGACUUUUUCACUGUUGAGCAGAAGAAACAAGAUUGUGCGUCAUCCGACGCGGCGAACCCGCCGAGGGAGACGAUGUCGGGGCGAAAAUCGAUCAAAUAAGGCGUUCUUUCCUUUCAAUACGUUGCGAGAGGUAAAGCUUGGCUUCUGA